Molecule: messenger RNA, 333 nt
Organism: Sodiomyces alkalinus F11
Lineage: Eukaryota; Fungi; Ascomycota; Sordariomycetes; Glomerellales; Plectosphaerellaceae
Exons: 13
Coding region: 1-333 (110 amino acids)
Source: RefSeq, a predicted model, not a curated record
AUGUGGCGCGAUAUUUAUCCUAGUAUCUAUAAUCGGUAUACUGAGCUAAGAGUAUAUAGAGAACUUACGCUAGGAGAAUAUAGCGCUGCGGCUAGUAUUAGGCUAUUACCUAAGAUAGCGAGUACCCUCUUAGGGUUCUCUAAGGAAGAGGGUAGUAAAGUGGUUAUAGUGAACCACGGGGAGGAAAAGGAGGAUAAGGAUAACACUAACCCGGAUACGGUAAAUAAUAUCGAUAAGGACGAGGAUAUAGCCGACGCCUAUAAUGGCGAUAAUAAGCCUUCUCGAGGUUAUAUAAAGAUAACUCUUAAGGCUAAGCUACUAGCUUAUAAUUAA